Messenger RNA from Boleophthalmus pectinirostris (great blue-spotted mudskipper), 1614 nucleotides. Its product is annotated as RCC1 domain-containing protein 1. NCBI's taxonomy places the organism in Eukaryota, Metazoa, Chordata, Actinopteri, Gobiiformes, Gobiidae. The coding region runs from base 118 to 1305 and encodes 395 amino acids. The record is from RefSeq and is a predicted model, not a curated record. The transcript has 8 exons.
CAGCGCGAGAGGUAGAAGGUGCAAACUCGUGCAAGAAGCCAGAUAGUUUGGGGUCACAACAGGACCUCAUUUAACCUUUACAGCAUUUAAUUAUUCUUUUUAUUAUUAUUAUUUUCAAUGCGUUGGUUCGGCUUUGGCUUCAACGGAUUUGCACAGAUCGUUGCGCAUGAACAGAGUGCUAUAGACAAAACUGAUGCUGUAAACGAGCUGAAAAUCAUCUGCCCCACGUUAAUAAAUACAAGUGUGAAGAAAUGCGUUUGUGGACGUAAUGCAUCAUCGGAAUUACAGCAAAUCCGAGCAAGCUGGAGUCGAAGAUUGUCUCUACUAGAGGAUGAUAGUGGUGUCUUUCUGGAUGGGUUCAGAGGACUCGGCAGCUCCAAUAAGUGCUGUGGUUUUGUUGAGCAGAGCCGUGGAUGCAAAGAUGCUACAAACAACGAGUCCCAGUUUACGCUCGCUUUCCAGGACAGAGUUGAGGUGUGGGAUUUUGAGAAGAACGAGAAUGGUCCAGUGUGGAGCAUGGAUGUGAGACCUUCUUUAGAAACACCUGACUCUUGUACGAAGCUCCCUUUAGUCCCAGGAGGUUACAUCGCCCUAAAGCCACCGUUCUAUCGCCCCAUAUCUCCACAUCUUCAAGCCAAGAGCCUCGCCGUGGGCCCAGAGCACGUGAUUCUUCUGAGUGCCACUGGAGCUGUGUACACAUGGGGACAGGGCAGUCAUGGUCAGCUGGGCCAUGGCAGUCUUACUUCAGAGGAGGAGCCCAGAGCAGUGGAGGCUCUCUGGGGAGUGCCUAUGAAAAGUGUAGCUGCUGGAGGGUGGCACUGUUGUUGUAUCAGCGCUACUCACGAUCUUUAUGUGUGGGGCUGGAAUGAGAUUGGACAACUUGGACUUCCUUCGCGGGGUGUGAGAAAAGUUCAGCAGCAAAACAGCCAUGAAAAAGCUUUACAAUCUCCAGAUACUAACAUAAAACCAGGAGAUGAACCAACGCAGACAGAGGACGACAAAGAGGUGUUCAUAUCUAUCCAGGCUUUCCCCGCUCUGCUCGACCUGAACCCUCAGUGUGACGUGGAGGCUGUGAGCUGCGGCUCCAGACACACGGCUGCAGUUACAGCUGAGGGGGACCUUUAUACUUGGGGUUGGGGAGAGUACGGACAACUCGGACACAAGAACCUUUUAAGUUCAGAUGAGCCUCAGUGUAUAGAGUUUUUUAAAGAUCACCACCUGCGUGUUAUUGAUGUAGUCUGUGGAGCGUGGAACACAUUUGCAGCUGUGGUUAAGCAGGAAGAACCACAGAAGUGCCCCUUAUGAUAAUAAACCAGGACUUUGCACGGCAUACAAGGAAGUAGCAGUUUGUACGUGUCAUGUACUUUGUGUUUUUAUAAGGUUCUCUUUAAAUCAUUCAUGAUACAUAGAUUUAAAAGACAUGUUUAUUUUUUUAAUAGAAAUAUCAUAAAAUACAAAAGUUUUAAAAUGUGUAUUGCAGCAUUAAGGGUAAAAGAUCCACAGUAUUUAGUAUAUAAUUUAAGACACAUUAUAUGAAAUCACUAAUAUAUAAUUUUUCUAACAUUUUUGUUGAAGUUCAGGAGAUGCUUUCACAGGACAAUCUUGAAAGAACUG